AUGCUUCCCGCCUCUCCGAUGAUCAUCCAGUCGAUCAAGCAUCACAAUACCGCCAAAAUGUCCAUGUUCCGAGCGAAAAAACUCGAUCUGGGAUGCUUCUACAACAUUCGAACGAUUCGCGAUCACACCAAGCGCAAGACUUUCGAGCAAUUCGAACCUGAGCGACAAGCGCUGCGAUACAUGAUCCGAAAUACGACCCUCUCCCCUCGAGUCCGCGCGGAGGCUCAAUUGCAGCUUGCGCAGAUGCACUGCUACACCCGACCGACACAAAUUCGCAACCGCUGCAUCAUGGGCGGCCAGGGCCGUGGUGUGCUGAGCGACUUUAAGAUGAGCAGAUACCAAUUCAGAAUGCAGGCCAUCGCUGGAAACAUCCCCGGCGUGAAGCGAGCAAGCUGCUUGCGAGCUUACAACGCAGAGCUUGUUGCCCAUAAGCAUUAA
Molecule: messenger RNA, 438 nt
Organism: Akanthomyces muscarius
Lineage: Eukaryota; Fungi; Ascomycota; Sordariomycetes; Hypocreales; Cordycipitaceae
Exons: 5
Coding region: 1-438 (145 amino acids)
Biological process (GO): translation
Cellular component (GO): mitochondrial small ribosomal subunit; ribosome
Molecular function (GO): structural constituent of ribosome
Source: RefSeq, a predicted model, not a curated record